Molecule: messenger RNA, 384 nt
Organism: Alternaria arbusti
Lineage: Eukaryota; Fungi; Ascomycota; Dothideomycetes; Pleosporales; Pleosporaceae
Gene: ATG12
Product: Ubiquitin-like protein
Exons: 2
Coding region: 1-384 (127 amino acids)
Biological process (GO): nucleophagy; C-terminal protein lipidation; autophagosome assembly
Cellular component (GO): phagophore assembly site membrane; Atg12-Atg5-Atg16 complex; cytoplasm
Source: RefSeq, a predicted model, not a curated record
AUGUCCGAAUCACCAAAAGAGAGGAUGCCUGAGGAAGAUGACACAACAGAAGCGCCUCUCACCAUGGCAGCCUCAGUCGUGUUAACCAAUCUCCCCAAAGACGCCUCGAAAGCGUUGGAAACAGCAGGAAAUCUCGCUGUUCAGAAAGGCUCAGCCCCCCACCUAACCCAACGCAUCUUCAAGCUGUCCACCAACCAGACUUUCGCAACAAUAGUACGUUUUCUGCGGAAGAGACUGGGUGUGAAGGAACACGAGAGCGUGUUUUGCUAUGUGGGCAAUGUGUUUAGUCCUGCGUUGGAUGAGGGUGUCGGGAAUCUGUGGAGCUGCUUUAGGCAGGGCGAGGAGUUGGUUGUGGGGUAUGCGCUGGCUCCGGCUUUUGGGUAG